CCCUAUUUCCUACUAACUUCCCCGGAUUUGCAGCAUUGCAGUCAAUCGUCAACACUAUAUUUGCUCAAGACGCCAUUAAUAUAACUCAGUUCAAUCAACAUAUGGGUUUUGAUUAUAACGGAGCGUAUGUAUCAUAUAUAGUAUGUAUAACAUUCCGUGGAGUUCUGUUGUGCAAGCCAUCUAGAGACAAUGGCCUGUCGGUUGCUGCCACUGCUACUUGUUGCAUUUGUCUGUCUCUGUUCAAAUCAGGAGGCUUUUGCCAAGAAGAAUUUAUGGAAAACUCUUAGUGGUGAAGCGCCACUGGUCAUAGCUCGUGGUGGAUUGUCAGGCCUUUUUCCAGACUAUGUUAAAAUUGCUUACGAAUUUGCAAUCAAUAACAGCUUAUAUGAGGCUGUUAUGUUCUGUGACUUGCAGUUAACAAAAGAUGGACAAGGCAUAUGCCGAACAAAUUUAGACUUGGAGAACAGUACAAACAUUCAAUUAGCAUACCCAAACCGGAAUAGUACUUAUCUUGUCAAUGGGAAAAACAUCAGUGGAUAUUUUUCCAUUGACUUCACUGCAGAUGAGCUCUUCAACAAUGUUUCAGCGAUUCAAUCAUACCCGACUCGCACUCAUAGCUUGGACCAAAUUAAUGCACCGUUUUCACCAGAAGAAUUCUCUGGAGUUGGUCAAUCUUCCAUUUGGUUGAACGUACAGUACUCAAAUUUUUUCGAUGAACACAAACUGAGCAUGGCAUCGUAUAUGGAGUCCUUAUCAAAGCGUAUGACCUUGAAUUACAUCUCUUCAACUGAAGUUGGGUUUUUGAGAGCCAUAGCACCAAAAUAUAGAAGCAAGACAAAGUUGAUCCUCAGAUUCAUGAACAAAGAAGAUAUUGACCCUUCAAUAAACGAAACAUAUGGUUCCAUGCUAAGAGAUUUAACAUCUUUGAAGGAAUUUGCCUCUGGGAUCCUGGUUCCGAAGAGCUACAUAUGGCCACUUGACCCGCAGCGGUAUUUACAAGCUCCUACAGAUCUUGUUAAAGAUGCACAUGCUGUAGGGCUGGAAAUUUUCGCUUCUGAUUUUAACAAUGAUGGAUAUGAUAUGAGCUACAAUUAUAGCUAUGAUCCAAUACGAGAGUACUUACAGUUUGUGGACAACAAGAAUUUCGCUGUGGAUGGCUUUCUAACAGAUUUUUCAGUAACAGCAUCAGAAGCAAUAGCUUGCUAUGCUCACAACAAUGCCAGUCGUUCUCCUGAGGCAGGAAACCCGUUAAUUAUUUCCCACAAUGGAGCAAGUGGUGACUACCCAGGUUGUACCGAUGUUGCAUAUCAGGCUGCUAUAAGAGAUGGUGUUGACUAUAUUGAUUGCAGUGUCCAAAUAACAAGAGAUGGCAUAGCAUUUUGUAGGGAAUCACCGGACCUUUUUGUGGGGACAACUAUAGCAUCAAACUCUGCAUUUUAUCCUUCUCGUAUGAAAACAAUUCCAACCAUCAAGAAUGAUCAAGGCAUCUUCACAUUUGAUCUCACAUGGAAGGAAAUUCAAAGCUUGACAGUGAACAUAUAUAAUAAAUAUGAGAAAGAUUAUCAGCUUUAUCGAAAUCCUGCAGCAGCUAAUGUUGGGAAAUACAUGAACUUGACUGCUUUUCUCGAAUUCGCAAUACAAGUCAACAUUAGUGUUCUUAUCAGCAUUGAGAAUGCGCGGGCAAUAAUAUCAGAACGGAACCUUGAUGUCACAAAUGCCACUCUUUCUGCUUUAAAUCAAACUGGAUAUAAUAAAAUAUCAGACAGGAUCAUGAUACAAUCUGAUGACAGUGCUGUGCUCCUCCAGUUUAAGCAAAGAACGAACUUUAAGCUUAUUUAUAAAGUACUUGAAGCUGAUGUCACUGUCUCUAGUUCUGCCAUCGAGGAGAUCAGAAAAUUUGCCAACACAGUAGCACUGCCGAGGAGUAGUUUAUUCCGGCUUGCAAACAACUACUUUCUGUUAGCUGCUCCAGACGUUGUCAAGCGCUUUCACAAUCAUAAUAUUUCAGUUUUCGUCUACACUCUGAGAAAUGAAUUCCCUUCUUUAGCCUUUGAUUUUCUCGCAGAUCCAACAAUGGAAAUCAACUCUUUUGUACAAGUCGCCAAAGUAGAUGGGCUUGUCACUGACUUCCCAGCAACAGCAAAAGCAUAUUUAGGAAAUAAAUGUCUCCAUCCUCGGACAGAAGAUGAUUACCUCAUGUUUCUUGUCGAUCCUGGAGUAGAUUUGUCAAACCUACAACCAGAGAACUUCGGACCUGCUAUUGCCCCAGAACCAUCUCUUUCAUCAGUAACGAACUCUCCAUUGCCAUCAUUGAAGGAAGCUCUUGCUCCUGGGCCAGAUUCUAAAUCACCUUCCACUUCGCCUGAUCCCAGAAAAAAUAGCAGCAAUCGUUGUUCAGGGCGAUCUCUGUUUGUAUCUCUUAUGAUAGCAGUCUUAUUAUUCUUGAAUUCUCACUGAAGGAUAUUUGUAAUAUAUUUGAUUUAUAUAUACAAUUUAUAAGUGCUAGUAUAUUGAUUUAGCCAAA
Cryptomeria japonica (Japanese cedar) is the source of this 2524-nucleotide messenger RNA. Its product is annotated as glycerophosphodiester phosphodiesterase GDPDL3. Gene Ontology annotation, biological process: lipid metabolic process. The transcript has 9 exons. Gene Ontology annotation, molecular function: glycerophosphodiester phosphodiesterase activity. NCBI's taxonomy places the organism in Eukaryota, Viridiplantae, Streptophyta, Pinopsida, Cupressales, Cupressaceae. The record is from RefSeq and is a predicted model, not a curated record. Bases 190 to 2457 code for a protein of 755 amino acids.